CCUGCCCGGGCUCCGCGCGCGUUCAAGCCCGCGCGCUGCUUCCGGGGGCGUGGCCUCCGGCGGAAGCGGAGCCGGCACUUCCGGCGGCGGGAGCGGCCGGCGCCCAUGGCGGGGUGCUGCAGGCUGGGGCGUGCGUCCCUGCCGCGCCGCGGGCUCCACACGGCGGCCAGGCUCUGCAAGGCCCGCUCGGGCGCCGAGCACCAGUGGCUGACGCGCCACCUGAAGGACCCGUUCGUGAAGGCGGCGAGGGUGGAGAGCUACCGCUGCCGCAGCGCCUUCAAGCUGCUGGAGCUGGACGCGAGGCACCGCAUCCUGCGGCCCGGCCUCCGGGUCUUAGACUGCGGGGCGGCCCCCGGCGCCUGGAGCCAGGUGGCGGUGCGGAGAGUCAACGCCGCGGGCGCAGAUCCCAGCAGUCCCGUGGGCUUUGUGCUCGGGCUCGAUCUUCUUCACAUCGCACCCCUGGGAGGGGCGACCUUCUUGUGCCCCGCGGACGUGGCUGACCCCGGGACCUGGCAGAGAGUCCGAGAACUGCUUCCUGGUGGGAGAGCUGACGUGAUUCUGAGUGACAUGGCCCCCAACGCCACCGGGAUCCGGGGCCUGGACCACGACCAGCUCAUUGGCCUGUGCCUGUCGCUCCUGGACGUGGCUCCCCACGUGCUGUCCCCCGGGGGGACCUUCCUCUGUAAGACCUGGGCUGGAAGUCUAAGCCACCGGUUACAGAAGCGACUGACCGAGGAAUUCCAGGGCACGAGGACCCUGAAGCCGGAAGCCAGCAGGAAGGAGUCCUCGGAGGUGUACCUCCUGGCCACACAGUACCGCCGCGCCGCGGGGCCUGGGCGGGCCUGAGCGUCCUCCGUUCCCGGCCCUGCUCGCCGCACCGUCGCUGCAUGUGGCUGGGAGGCCCUGGCUUGACCUGGGAGGCAGCAGGCAGGACAGUGGGGACCCCUUCUUACAUCGAGAAGAGGACGAGCUGUAUUCAGUGGCCAUGAUA
Molecule: messenger RNA, 991 nt
Organism: Pipistrellus kuhlii (Kuhl's pipistrelle)
Lineage: Eukaryota; Metazoa; Chordata; Mammalia; Chiroptera; Vespertilionidae
Gene: MRM2
Product: mitochondrial rRNA methyltransferase 2
Exons: 3
Coding region: 106-846 (246 amino acids)
Biological process (GO): RNA methylation
Cellular component (GO): mitochondrion
Molecular function (GO): rRNA (uridine-2'-O-ribose)-methyltransferase activity
Source: RefSeq, a predicted model, not a curated record